GGUGCGGCGCGCGCGUCAGCCCAGCUAGUAUCGGCUUUGACAUGUUAUUUCAUUUCUGUUUGAUUCGUAUUAUUACACUAUACUAGUGUGUUGGGUACGAUUGUUUUUCCUUUUCGAAAUCAUCAAGAUACAACACGGCAUUUGUGUUUAAGUUUUACAGCAAUUCAGACAUAUUUGUUUGGUUUGUAUUCUGUCAGUAGUAAUGUGAAAAUGUGUGCUUUUUCUAAGAAACUUUCAUCAAAAUUGACGUGAAAAUUUUCCAAAAAAAAAAAAAAAAAUUCAUUCAUAUUUCACAUUUGUGUUUGUGAGCACUUUGUGUUUCUCUGUUACACCGUCCAUAUUGCUUCGACGAUGGAAUGACGAUCGGAACAAAAUACACAAAAAACUGAAGAAAGAAAGAAAAAACAAACAACAACAACCAGUACAAAAAUGACAUGCAGAAAAAGUGUAUCGAUUGAAAUUCAAGUGUUGCCGCGCAAAUGUGUGCUAUCGACAAACGCGCCGACUUGCGCGGGUAAUGAGUUCCAAUUAGAAGAAAGUAAACAGUUUUUUGUGUGAUUUUUACAUGCUUAGCAUUCGAAAGGUUUUAUUUUCCAAGUAAAAUGUCACAAGACCGUUCGCGUUGUGGUACCACAUGAAACAGUUGAAGACAGUGAAAAGUUGUGCUGUUAACCAGCUUAAGAACGAAACCAAUAUACAAUGGCAUACGUUGUGUGGCGUGUUCUAAUGAAGAAAUAUUCAAAAAUUAAAAUUGGUUUGCAAAAAGGCUCAACAUGCCCACACACGACAUCAAAUAUUGUGUCACCGACCACUUGUUGGGGCAGCAAUUCCCAUUUUUACUCAACCGAAGUAAUCGAUAACAGAGUCAAAUUAAAUAGUUCCGAUUCAGAUAAUGGUUCAACUGAUACAAAUCUAUCGAAAAUGCGUUCAUAUUUGAAACGAUGCGAAAGUGCAAUAAGCAGCAUUAGUUUGAGUGGAAAACGUACAACACAAAAGACGAAUAACAGCAUUAGAACGAAACGGUCAACGAGCUCAUGGUACAUAGAAAACAUAGAUAGACCCGGAAUCGAAAGCAAUAACGAACAAAUCAAUGAGUUAAAUUGUAUUGAACAUGAAUUAUCUUCGAUACAAAUGGUGGAGCAAUCGAUGCAUUCACUGCCGGAAAGUCAAACAAAUAAUACAAAUGAUGAAUGUUUCAACGAUCACAUCCCAGAAAAUUAUUUUAUAAAGCCAACAUGUCAAGCGGCCAUCGAAAAAAACCUAAACAAUCUGGUCGAUCACUACCUAGCGGCCCUUUAUCCGAAUUAUUUUGAGUCAACUCGUGCAGUUUUACUGAGACAAGCUCGUGAUUUAUUGGAAACUGCAUUUCAUGCUGAUUUGUCUUGGUUUGAGAGAGAAUUUUUAUCACCGGCAGCAAAGUUAAUCACAAUUAUAAAAAAUACAUCCCAUAAUUUAUCGAAAACAGUAUGCGUAGACGGUUGGCCACUUGCCAUCGACGGAAAAGUGAUUCUGCAGUUGGGCACAUUAAGUGAAGCGAUUUUAAAACCGACCGACAUUUAUUUAUGCAUAAAACCAGGCCGUGGUAAAAAGGGUCACGUAGCUUUAUGUGCCGUUUGGCGAUCGUUCAAAACGCAAAGAGUUGUGUAUGAAGAAUUGUGUAUCAAGAAAGACGUACUGACUUCAAUUUCAUUGGAAAUGCUGACCGAAGACUUACCUCAGUUGCUGCAAUCACUUUUGGUUAGCGUCGAGCAGACCGUCAGCCGUAUCAGUCGGGUUCCGUUUGAUGAAUUGGCAUUUCCGAAGAACGCGGACGAAGAUGAAAUCGAAAAUCAUAAAACGAAUGAUAUUACGUCUGGACAAAAAUUGGAUGAUGUACCGAUUUCGCCCAAAUGUGGUUCGAUCAAACGACGCGAAAAUAUUACGAAAAAUAAACCCCUUCAAAAUCGUUACACACUGCGGCGAAUGUCCGUUAAAUCCAAUUCAGAUAAACAUGACAAUAAAGAAGCUACUGAUGUAUCAGCACUACCUUCGUCACCGACAACUACAACCAACAUCACUACAUCGAACAAUAUGAUGCCAUUAUUUUGCUUGGGCGGAUCAUUAUCGUUUCCACAUAUCGACAGUGAUGAAGAUAGCGGUGACGAUGUAACGAAAUCACCUAACGAUCAAGCUUGCCAUCAUGACAUAGUGGCCCCCAGGUCAAUAACAGAUUUGCCUGAAAAAUUGCUAACGUCUGGAGUAUAUUUAUCAGACACUCACGACAUUAAUGGAUUUCCCAUAAUAACCAUUGAGACUAAAAUUCUAAUGGACUCGGGAUUGAACUGUUACGAAGUCGCCACAUUAAUGCUUUACUAUAAUACGAUACCGACCAAUCCAUCAAAAUUCACACUCCACGUGAUCGCAUCAGAAAGCGAUCAAUUGUCCGCACUAAAUUUGUUAGACAACGCAUUCAAUCUAAUCACCGGCCAUGUCCACAUUGACAACGUGUUGGUUUCAACAUUAUACACAACCGAUAAACUACAACUCCAGUUGCCAUUAAGCAAAAUUAAGAUUAUUCACGCCAUCGAAUUAUUCGAUCACAUUCCGCCCGAAUGUGCGCCAACAAUGUGCAACGGGACGCAUAUUCAUAAUCAGGCGCUAUGGCGAGAAUUUUUCGUCACAUUGGAAUUACUACGAGUUUCCUGCGUUUCAGUGGGUCAAGACUUGGUCUCAGUGAUGAAUGAAAUUCGGCUGACAGAUAGUUUGGGCAUGCCGUCAAGACGACAGCUGUAUUCACAACACCGUGCACUGAGUCGUGCGCUUAUGGAUUCCGAGCUUCAAUGUUUGACCCGAAAGGGUCAAAUAACACUGACACGCCUACAAAGUUUAGCGAAAAGCAUUUCUAGCAACGAUAAAUACAGCACAAUUUACAACAACACGACCAGCACUGAAUCGACAUCGUUCAUCGCUGAAUAUUCAAAUCGUCACGUUUCACAUCGACUAAGGGAAGUGACGGUGAUAUUCGGAGAAGUGGAUCGAGCUGCUAGGCGAUUAGAACAACUGACCGAACAACGACGUGAAAGGUUACGCGAAAUUACGCGACAGAAAGCAUUUGAAGAAGAAAUGAAAGAGAUUACAAAAUGGAUACAGAAUGAUGGUGAAAGUAUGCUAAAACGGUAUGCAGACGUGCCAUUAGAUUCGGAAACAUCGAUUAAGGAUUGUGAACAUGACUUUGAAAAAUUUUAUUUCAUAUCAAUGAAGUAUUUGGCUAAAGGACGUGACCUCGAAGAAGCCGCCCUGAAUCUGGAGAGUAUAAGCGAAUUGCGUACAGAUCUUAAGACACAUUUGAGCCAGUACAGCGAUCGAUUAGAAACGAUACGUGAACGAGUCGAAGGAGCGGUGCGGCUCCAUCAUUUGCUCGGAUUGGAAUUUAAAGAGAAAGACGUACAGCUAGAGAUGCAGAGAUUAGCCGAGAAAAUUGGCGCACUAAGUCUAAUCGAACGAUAUCGAAGUGUGACGAAAAACGAUAAUAACCCUAAAAUUGAUAAAACUAGCACACCGUUCAAAGAGACUACGGAUAAUUGCUCAUGUUGGCCGACCGAUGCGCGUUUCCACAACAGUCGUGACGCUAAAUCGGUCGAAAUGAUCGGUGAUGAAGAUGAAGACCACUCUAAAAUUGCCGAUAGUGGAUUGGGCGGUUGUGAUCGUUGUGAAAUGAAUGAUAAACUAGUUCGCACGUGUUCAUGUCAAAGUUUCGACGAGCCAACCAACAAAAGUCACAACAGUGAUGAAAUGGAAGAGGAUUGCUUUGAUAAUAAUAUGAAAGGUGUAAUUGACUAUCAAAUGUCACCAUUAAAACCUAACGCUCACCUUUACAGCUAUUCAUCCAACAUUGCAUUAGACCUGGAAAAUAGUAUUGGCCUAGCGCCAAAAACACAAAAGACGCUUCUGUUGAUCAUGCGAGAAAUGAUUGGAACGGAACGCGAUUACGUGCGUUCAUUACACUACAUAAUCGAUAAUUACAUGGACGAAAUGAAUCGCGAGGAUAUUCCACAAGCAUUGAGAGGACAACGAAACGUUAUCUUUGGCAAUGUUGAAAAAAUUUGCGAAUUUCAUCAGCAAUAUUUUUUGCAUGAGUUGGAACGAUGUGAAAAUAACCCGCUUAAAGUUGGAGCCGUAUUUCUAGAGCAUGAAUCGAAAUUCUAUUUGUAUGCUCUGUACAAUAAAAAUAAGCCAAAAAGUGAAGCCCUCAUGAGCGAAUAUGGAUCCAGAUUUUUCAAGGCCAAACAAAUGGAGCUUGGUGAUAAAAUGGACCUGGCAUCUUAUCUACUCAAACCAGUACAACGAAUGGGGAAAUAUGCACUAUUGUUGCAACAGCUAAUGAAGGCAGUUACCAGUAUACAAGGGCCGACCUUACAAGAAAUAACCGAAGACAUUGAAGAGCUUCAGAAAGCUGAAGAAAUGGUCCGUUUUCAAUUGCGACACGGAAACGAUCUGCUGGCCAUGGACUCUUUGCGCGAUUGUGACGUGAAUGUGAAAGAGCAAGGUCGUUUGCUGAGACAAAAUGAAUUCCUGGUGUGGCAAGGUAGAGGCGGAAAGAAAUCAUUGCGUCAAGUGUUUCUAUUCGAAGACUUAGUUUUGUUCAGCAAAGCACGUCGUUUUCCGGACAGUAAAAACUUGGACAUUUAUAUUUAUAAGAAUAGCAUAAAAACCUCGGAUAUUGGUUUAACUGAGCUUGUUUGUGACUCGACGACAAAGUUCGAAAUCUGGUUCAGAAAGAUGAAGCCAGACGAUACGUGGACAUUGCAAAGCAUGAAUGAGGACACCAAGAAAGUGUGGACCGAAGAAAUCUCCAAAUUAUUGUGGAAACAAGCGAAACGAAAUCGUGACAUACGCAUGCAGGAAAUGUCAUCGAUGGGCAUUGGGAAUAAGCCAUGUUUGGACAUCCGGCCAAGCCAGAAUCAAAUAAACGAUCGUUCCGUCAGCCGUUCACAGCUGGAAAAAGCUCCAAAACUUCGUAGCUCAUUCUCGUCAUCAAUGGCGGAAAGCACAAAAGCGGUGCAACGGCCCAACUCUAUCAUUUCGCUGGGUUCAUCAUUUUCAUCAAGUACAAGUCGUUCAUCGGCCAGCACAUCGUCCAGCAGCAGCAACCCUAAUACAAGGAAUGCGGCUCCGGGCAUUGAACUGGACAUGAUCAAUGAAACGCUUCCCCUCAAAACGGUUAACAAUUCAAAAAAAUAUCAACGAUCAACAACACUGGCCAGCCAAUUAUCAAUGGAGAGUGGCAUCAUAGCUGAUAUAUCCACAUCACCCGAUAACGAAGAUACAGCAUGGAUGAAAUCAUUGCCGACAUUUGCGCAACAAAAAUCACAAACGGACAACAGUAUUCAGAAACGCCAAACAUCAAAUAUGAAUGUCGCGCAAAAAAUGACUGCAGAUAGCGAUAUGCUAGGCUCUAAUUCAACCACAAAUCCCUACAUAAAUAACGAUUCCAUUGCCGUACAUUUAUGAUAGAGAACUAAUGUUCAACACCUAAAAUGAAAGUGACUUAUUUUAUACGAUUUUAAUUGCGAUUAAGUUUAUUAUUUCUUUAAUUUCAUAUAUAUUAGAAUUUGACAUAUAUAUUUUAUACUUCCAUGAUGUUUAAGCAAAACAUUGCCAGACGAUUCGAACAAAUAAAGCCCUGCACUAAUAUUUGUGUCUAAUGGAAUCAGAAAAAUUAUGUUUAAAAUCUUUGAACGAAUAAAUCGACGAAAAAUAAAAACACUUUAACAUUUAUUAUUCAUCAUUGAUAUAUUUUCAUAAAACAAAGCCAUAAAAUGUUACUAAGUAGGAAGAGAGAAAUUGGGAAAUAUUUUCAUACAAAUAGAUUUUCAAAAUAUGCACAGAAAAAAUGAGUCCAACGUAAUAAUAAUAGAAAGGCACUAAGAUUGAUUCCUAAACUUAACACGUUUUGAACUUAUGUUUUGGUAGAAUAUAUGUUUAUUUAUUUAGCUACAACAAUUUUGAUGAAAAGUUUACACAAAUAGAUUAUUGAAACGUUUGAAAAACACAAA
Molecule: messenger RNA, 6035 nt
Organism: Sitodiplosis mosellana (orange wheat blossom midge)
Lineage: Eukaryota; Metazoa; Arthropoda; Insecta; Diptera; Cecidomyiidae
Exons: 15
Coding region: 700-5490 (1596 amino acids)
Molecular function (GO): guanyl-nucleotide exchange factor activity
Source: RefSeq, a predicted model, not a curated record